AUGAAUCCAUUAAAACAGCAUUUUAAUCAAGUUUAUACUGUUACGUAUACAUGGCGGAAAAUGCUUAGAGAAUCUGAUAUUAGUUGCCUUGUACUUGUUAGCGAACUGGAAACAUUGUUCAGAUUUUACUGGGACCUCUGCAUGCUGCUGUUGCUGGUGGCCAACCUGAUCAUUCUGCCUGUUGCCAUUUCCUUCUUCAACGACGACCUCAGCACGCGAUGGAUAGCUUUUAAUUGUUUAUCCGACACUAUAUUCCUUAUAGAUAUCGUUGUUAAUUUUAGAACAGGAAUAAUGCAGCAAGACAAUGCAGAACAAGUGAUAUUAGAUCCCAAGUUAAUAGCGAAGCACUAUUUAAGGACGUGGUUCUUCCUGGACCUCAUCUCUAGUAUACCACUAGAUUAUAUAUUCUUGAUCUUCAAUCAGGUAAACGAUUUUAGUGAAAGCUUUCAAAUUCUUCACGCCGGCCGUGCCCUAAGGAUACUACGGUUAGCGAAACUUCUAUCUUUGGUGCGACUUCUUCGAUUGUCAAGACUGGUCCGAUAUGUAUCUCAAUGGGAGGAAGUCUAUAUCUUGCAGAAUCUACAAAAAAAGCGCACGGAACGCAGGGGACGGCUCAGCUCUGACGUUGCCAAAAAGAAGGGUGACACGAAAAGCAAUCUGAUAUUUAAGUUCCUCAACAUGGCAUCGGUAUUCAUGCGGAUAUUCAACCUGAUCUGCAUGAUGUUACUUAUCGGCCACUGGUCUGGCUGUCUACAAUUUCUUGUGCCUAUGCUCCAAGGAUUUCCACCUAACUCUUGGGUGGCAAUAAACGAAUUACAGGAGGCCUUUUGGCUAGAGCAAUACUCGUGGGCGUUGUUCAAGGCAAUGUCCCACAUGCUAUGCAUCGGGUAUGGCCGCUUUCCUCCCCAGUCCUUAACGGACAUGUGGCUGACGAUGCUCUCCAUGAUCUCUGGUGCUACCUGCUACGCCCUAUUUCUGGGUCACGCAACCAACCUCAUUCAAAGUCUUGACUCUUCGCGUAGACAAUAUCGAGAAAAGGUGAAACAAGUAGAAGAGUACAUGGCGUACCGCAAGUUGCCUCGGGAGAUGCGCCAGCGCAUCACUGAGUACUUCGAACAUCGGUACCAAGGCAAGUUCUUUGAUGAGGAACUGAUUUUGGGCGAACUGAGCGAGAAACUACGGGAGGAUGUCAUCAACUACAACUGUCGAUCGCUCGUUGCAUCGGUGCCUUUCUUCGCUAAUGCAGAUUCCAACUUUGUGUCGGAUGUUGUCACGAAGUUGCGAUAUGAAGUCUUCCAGCCUGGUGAUAUUAUCAUAAAAGAAGGAACUAUCGGGAAUAAGAUGUAUUUUAUACAAGAAGGAAUAGUAGACAUCGUCAUGGCAAACGGCGAAGUGGCGACCAGUCUCUCGGACGGGUCCUACUUCGGAGAGAUCUGUCUACUGACGAACGCUAGAAGAGUCGCCUCCGUCCGCGCCGAGACUUACUGCAAUCUAUUUUCAUUAUCCGUGGACCACUUUAACGCAGUGUUAGACCAAUAUCCCCUGAUGCGACGCACGAUGGAGAGCGUCGCCGCGGAGAGAUUGAACAAGAUCGGCAAGAACCCUAACCUCGUGGCGCAUCGGGAAGACGACACGACGUCGGAAGGGAACACGAUAAACGCUGUCGUCAAUGCACUGGCAGCUGAGGCCGAGCAUGUGAGUCUGUCAGACGACAGCGUGGCGAGGCUGUCGGAGCGGUCCCUGGGAUUAGCGCUGCAGCCUUUGCAGGCCGCGUCGUGCCGUAUGGCGGGCGUAGCGCUGCCCGGGCUCGGCGUAGCGGCAGCCUUACCUCGACCCAAGUCAGAGCACGACUUCAGCUCGGCGCAGGGGCAGCCGGCUACGCUGUCGGGCACGGCGGCCUUCCACAAAUCGGACGCGGGGCUCGCCCCCUGA
Pieris macdunnoughi is the source of this 1932-nucleotide messenger RNA. Lineage: Eukaryota; Metazoa; Arthropoda; Insecta; Lepidoptera; Pieridae. The record is from the annotation of a GenBank genome assembly.